Messenger RNA from Toxotes jaculatrix (banded archerfish), 6171 nucleotides. Its product is annotated as cullin-5-like. The coding region runs from base 239 to 2581 and encodes 780 amino acids. Gene Ontology annotation, cellular component: Cul5-RING ubiquitin ligase complex; SCF ubiquitin ligase complex. Gene Ontology annotation, biological process: protein ubiquitination; SCF-dependent proteasomal ubiquitin-dependent protein catabolic process. The record is from RefSeq and is a predicted model, not a curated record. The transcript is spliced from 19 exons. NCBI's taxonomy places the organism in Eukaryota, Metazoa, Chordata, Actinopteri, Toxotidae. Gene Ontology annotation, molecular function: ubiquitin protein ligase binding.
UAAUGAUGAUGGAUAAUAAUCGCGGUCAAAAGAGAUAUUUUUCUUCUUUGUGUACUUUUCUUUAUAACAUUUUAAGUACGUUUUCCGGAUAAUACUUGAAUACCUUAACUUGCUGUAUUUUUAAGCGACAUGAUGAUGUUGUGAGCUUUUUUUUUUACUGUCUAUGGUUAUGACCUAAUCCCGAGUCGGCCGGAGCACCUGUCUCGCGAGAUUCUGCGAGGUGAUAAGUUGAAGAAACAUGGCGACGUCUAAUUUGUUAAAGAACAAGGGGUCCCUGCAGUUUGAGGACAAGUGGGAUCUGAUGCGACCCAUCGUUCUCAAGCUGCUCAGACAGGAGGCCGUCACCAAGCAACAGUGGUUUGACUUGUUCUCAGAUGUCCAUGCUGUUUGUCUAUGGGACGAUAAAGGACCAGCCAAAAUCCACCAAGCCCUCAAAGAGGACAUCUUAGACUUCAUCAAACAAGCACAGGCUCGGGUUCUGAGCCACCAGGACGACACAGCGCUGCUAAAGGCUUACAUUGUAGAGUGGAGGAAGUUCUUCACCCAGUGCGACAUCCUGCCUAAACCCUUCUGUCAGUUAGAGAUCACGCUGAUGGGAAAACAGGGCAGCAACAAGAAAACAAACAUGGAGGACAGCAUCGUGCGCAAGCUGAUGCUGGACACGUGGAACGAGUCGAUCUUUUCCAACAUUAAAAGCCGCCUGCAGGACAGCGCCAUGAAGCUGGUACACGCUGAGAGGCUGGGGGAGGCCUUCGACUCCCAGCUGGUUAUAGGAGUACGGGAGUCGUACGUGAACCUGUGUUCCAACCCAGAGGACAAGCUGCAGAUCUACAGGGAUAACUUUGAGAAAGCCUACCUGGACUCAACAGAGAGGUUUUACAGAACACAGGCACCGUCCUACCUGCAACAGAACGGCGUCCAGAACUACAUGAAAUACGCAGAUGGAAAGCUGAGGGAAGAGGAGAAGAGAGCACUUAGAUAUCUAGAGACACGUCGAGACUGUAACUCUGUUCAAGCACUUAUGGAGUGUUGUGUGAAUGCUCUGGUGACCUUGUUCAAAGAGACCAUCUUAGCCGAAUGUCCAGGGAUGAUCAAACGCAACGAGACAGACAAGCUGCACCUGAUGUUUUCGCUGAUGGACAAGGUUCCCAGCGGGAUUGAGCCAAUGCUGAAAGACCUGGAAGAACAUAUCAUCAAUGCUGGACUAGCAGACAUGGUGGCUGCUGCCGAGACUAUCACUACUGACUCUGAGAAGUAUGUGGAGCAGCUGCUGACUUUGUUUAACCGCUUCAGUAAGCUGGUGAAGGAGGCCUUCCAGGACGACCCCCGCUUCCUCACAGCGAGAGAUAAGGCUUACAAAGCUGUUGUCAAUGAUGCCACAAUCUUCAAACUGGAGCUGCCUAUGAAACAGAAAGGUGUGGGUAUGAAGACUCAGCCGGAGUCAAAGUGUCCAGAGCUGCUGGCAAACUACUGCGACAUGCUGCUGAGGAAAACCCCGCUCAGCAAAAAACUCACCUCGGAGGAAAUUGAGCUCAAACUUAAAGAAGUGCUCUUGGUUUUGAAGUAUGUCCAGAAUAAAGACGUGUUUAUGCGUUACCACAAAGCUCACCUGACCAGGCGGCUCAUUCUGGACAUUUCAGCAGACAGCGAGAUUGAAGAGAACAUGGUGGAGUGGCUGAGAGAAGUAGGUAUGCCCGCUGAUUAUGUGAACAAGCUGGCCAGGAUGUUCCAGGACAUCAAGGUCUCAGAGGAUCUCAAUCAGGUCUUCAAAGAGAUGCACAAACACAACAAGCUGGCACUGCCAGCGGACAGUGUGAACAUUAAGAUCCUGAACGCUGGAGCUUGGUCACGAAGCAGCGAGAAGGUUUUUGUCUCGCUGCCCACGGAGCUGGAGGACCUGAUCCCUGAGGUGGAAGACUUCUACAAGAGGAAUCACAGUGGUCGCAAACUCCACUGGCAUCACCUCAUGUCUAACGGCAUUAUCACCUUUAAAAACGAGGUGGGUCAGUACGACCUGGAGGUGACGACGUUCCAGCUGGCCGUGUUGUUCGCCUGGAACCAGAGACCCAGGGAGAGAAUCAGCUUUGAGAACCUCAAACUGGCCACAGAGCUGCCUGAUGCUGAGCUACGCCGCACACUCUGGUCUCUGGUUGCCUUCCCCAAGCUGAAGAGACAGGUGUUGUCCUAUGACCCUCCGGUUAACUCGCCCAAAGACUUCACAGACAGCACGCUCUUCUACGUCAACCAGGAGUUCUCCCUCAUCAAAAACUCCAAAGUCCAGAAGCGGGGAAAGAUCAAUCUGAUUGGUCGGCUGCAGUUGACCACUGAGCGAAUGAGAGAAGAGGAGAACGAAGGAAUUGUUCAGCUCAGAAUACUCAGAACUCAGGAGGCCAUCAUACAGAUCAUGAAGAUGAGGAAGAGGAUCAGCAACGCCCAGCUGCAGACAGAGCUGGUGGAGAUCCUGAAGAAUAUGUUUCUGCCGCAGAAGAAGAUGAUCAAGGAGCAGAUCGAGUGGCUCAUCGAACACAAGUACAUAAAGAGGGACGAGGCGGACAUCAACACCUUUAUCUACAUGGCCUAGGCAGCAGCUGAGGCUGUGCUUUCUCGCUGUGUCUUUUACUCCUGGCUUGUGACUGGCGCUUUAAAAACAUGCAAGAGGAGAAGGAGUGUGAGAGAAAGGAAAGGGGUGACGUUCAGGAGGGAGUGUGCUGAAGGACAAGGAAGGGCCUUUUCAACAAUGAUGUGGAUUUUUUUUGUGUUUGUGAGACGCUGGUGUGUUAUCAGAGUGUUAUUUCAAGGCGCAAGCGCAUUUCGGGCUGCGCUUGUCUCUGCUGCCCCCCAGUGUCCGAUCAGGGUACAGGGACAACAGUGUGCGUCGUCUGCCGUCAGCUCAGAAGAAAAGAAACAGUGACCUAAUUAAAGUAUAAAUACUUCCUGCCUUACUUUCAUCAGCAAGGACUGCAGAAGAAGAGGAGGAGCAGUGAGGAGGGAAAGGAGGACAAAUACAAGCUGAGAUCAAUCUGUUGCUUUCACCUGAUGCGGCAGCUGCCGUCGCAGUGGCAGCCAUUUUGCAUCCUUCUAUUCUACAUUGGUCUCACUUCUGCACAGGGAAUGCAAAAAGCCACGAGUGAAAGCUGCCACUGAGGAGGAGCGACGUGGAAGGAGAGACUAGUUCAAACUACCAAGGAGUAUUUUGCCAAAUUAUGUGUGUGUGUGUGUGUGCGUGUGUGUGUGUGUGUGUGUGUUUGGGGUUUGGGUGCAUGGUGUGUAUCUGGUCUUUUAAAUGUGUGUAUGUGUGUGCACUUUCAACAGCAUGCUGCUCUGUGAUUUAUAAUUUUUUUUUGUUGAGUGGAGGAUCUGUCACACUGUCAGAAACACGUGGGACAUGAAGAUCAGGCGUUUAAAUACAUUUAUUUCUUUUUCCGGCUCAUGUUUCAGGUGACGGGUGUCAUCAGAUGACCCCCCCACCCCCCCCUCUUUUGUGUGGGACAAUGAUCGAACUGAGGAACUAUUUAUUUAGCGUGUAAAACCCUGUGAGACUGAGUACCAGCUCAAUGCAUCAGAAAGUGACACGACUAAAAUUGUGACCAGGUGCAGUUUUUAAAAUAAAGCGUGGGAAUAAAAUAGAAACACAAAUUCAUACACACACACCAGACCGAAGCUCAAUUACUGAAUUUUUACCUCCUUAAUCCACGGAGAGUGUCCUCCUUUGCACAGUGUAGUCAGAGGGAACCACACGUGAACGAGCUGCUGUUGCCCUCACACAGAUUCAACACGCAGCACACAGAAAGGUCGCCUGCUUCAACACAAAGCAGCCGUUUGCUCACAUAUCAUAUAUCCAUUCAGUUUUACUUUAUCAGACAUUUUUCAUGGUCAAAUGAUCUCAGAAUGAAUUUGUGCUCAAAAUGUUCAGUUCAAAUUCGGUAUGAAUUUGAUGAACUGGAUAUUAGUCUGAUAAUUAACAAGGAACUGCUGCACAGAAAUGUCCGAAAAUAUGAUUGAAUUCAUCUGUGAACAGUGUCUCCAUGACACGCUGUCGUUUGUCCAUCAGCACUGACACUUUCAUUUGUCCACUGUAAAAUGUCCGGCCCAGUACGUGUCUUUAAAUUAUUAAAAAAUAAUGAUGAUGAUGAUGAUGGAAACAGAAACAACAUUGUGAAUGGGCUCAGUCAGGCAGCUGACGUGGGACAUGGGGUCAGCGGAGGUCAGUAUGGAGGAUGGGUUACUGGCAGAGAGCGUGAAAUCAAGAUAGAAGCUUUAAAAAAGAGUUUUAGCCCAAAAUGAGGCCUUUAACAUUUACUAAACUUUAAAACUGUACAUGUGUAGAAGGACAAACUUAAUUUUAUAAAACUGAUGAAGUUUUCCGUCCUCUGAAAAGUUUACUUCAGUGUUUAAAACUUCAUCAUGUGACAAAUCACCUUGAUGUUUUGCUGCAGGGAGCACAAAAUCAUUUCAUUUAUUUAGAAUCUUAGAUUGAAUCGUGUUUCUCACAGCUUUUGUUGAAAGCCUGGUGGCGUUCAGAUCUCCACAGACAAACUUCCAGCAUUAAAAUGUGUUUUUAUGUUUUUUUUUCAGAGGCAGUUAUAGGGAGUUGACAGGUGGCGUUUGUGUGUCCUCUAAGGACUGAAUUGCUCUUAAAAACAUGUUUGUUUGUUUUUUACGUUAAAGCACCUGAUAUGGUCACACCCACACUGGCGCAGUGCUGAAUGUCACACUUGCUGGAUUGUGUUGCUGCCGUCUUUCUGCUGCUUAGAUGUUUAAUUUCCACAGCAGGUCCCUGGGCUUGUUCUGCGCUGUCAGUGAACACUGGGUCAGCUGCAGAAACUUUAGCACAGUGAGUUAGAAAAAAAAAAAGCUGCUGAGUCAAAACAAUACUACAUAUAAUACUACAGUUGCACUGAGAUCACUGAGAACAGCGGUUUACUCCACAGGCAUUCUGGACGAGCUCAAGUUUACAUAAUCCUAGAUUUUUGUCACCCUCGCUCCUAAAAGUGCUGCUGAGGUUAAAUUAUUCUGUGAGUGUCUGUUGUUCUGCUCUGGUUUUGGAUUUUCUGUGAAACUAAAACAUCAAAUCCUGUGAGAAAUGAGGAGGAAGAAAGACAACAGUGAACACGUGGGGUUGGUUUUUUUAAAGAUAUUUAUUCUAUAUUUAUGAAGAAUGUUACUCUGUCAACUGAAAUGUUUUUGUUUUCUUUUUGAAAGAUGUUUUCUUAGUGUACGUUCAUAGCACUGACACAGUCCUGAGAUCCACAGUAUUUAUUUAGCACAAAUCUGUUUAAACUUUACUUUUAAUCACAGAAAAAAAAAAAGUUUAGCUCGAUCUAAUUCACUCUUCAUGUCAGUGAUUCGAUUCAUACCUGCAGUAUCUCAAAAUGCUGAAAUAGCCUUUCACUGUCUGAUGAACCAGGGUGCUGGUAAUAAUCACAUUUACAUGUUCAGCUCUUUUCUUUGUGCCUGAGAUGAAACAAACGCCUCUGUCCGUUUUUUUUCACCCUUUUACACCUUCGUCUCAGCGGAGGACACUGAGUCCCAGUGAAUUAGAACAUUUUGAAUGUCAGUUCUUCAUUCAGCUUUAACACAGUGAGCUCCACUCAUUUAGCCAAUAAAUUAAACUAAAUGCUGGUUUGUAUACGCACUGUCUGAUUCACGUGUUUAUUUUAGCCACUGAGGACUUUGUGCCUCUGGUUUCUGUUCAGCGUGAAGUGAAUCCACCCCAACAGUGACUGAACCUGCUGCUGGGUGAGGAGUCACACCGUCACACAGGGACCAGUUCCUACAGAAUAUGAGGUAAACUAGGAAAAUGAGGGAAUUAAUAAAAUAACACAAUAAUAUUUGGGGUGGAUUUUUCUUUUAACCACUUUUUUUUUAACAAAUUUUCCCUUUGAGCAUUUUCCCUCUGCUCGCUCUUUUUUUAAUUAAUAAUGAAAUACUUGUGUAUCGCCCUUGUGAACUUCUGCAGGAGAAAUUCAACCUUUUAAAUCAGUACAAAUACAAACAGCUGGAAACAAAAACAAUGUGAAAGUACAAAAAAUGAUCUGAGUUCAGAUUCAAAGCCGAAAAACUCAGCACAGUUGUUUAUCGAGUUACGUGUGUGUGUGUGUGUUUUCUGCUUUGGAUCUGUCCUCAGAUGUUCAGAAAAAUAAUUCUUUUUUCCUUUGUGUGGCCUCAUCU